GGUAUUGGGCUCCUCACGUUACAACUUUUCGCGCGGUGUCACAGGUAGAAUGAGCGCCACCCACUCCUGUCCCAUCUGUUUCCCUGAGCCACGCAAGCUAAUUAGAUGGAACCACAGUGGGUCCGUAGUCGAUACAUGCAACAACAACGCCUCUGUCAUUAAGGUUAUUAAUAGGGUUUCUAAGUGCGCGGCUAUGCCACUCAAACACCAUGAACAGCAGCAGUCAAACUGAACAGCACGAAUCUCAGUCAAGACCGCGCGGACUGCCCCGCCAAGAAUCUUUAGAGGCGUGGCUGUUGCCCCUUGCCUAUUGGAUAAAUCAAUUGUACGCGUCACAACAUCUAGAUGCUGAUUGGCUCGACUGAGUGAAACGCAUGAGAGCGCCAGAAAAAAAAGCUUUAGCGGGUGUUUUUGGUUGUAGCUAUUCCUGUUCAGUAAUGCAAUUCCAACACAAGUAACUUCAGCGGAACAGGAGAAGUUUUACAGCUGGAUAUUAGAAGAAAGCCCGCUUAUUUAAGAAAUUAAAGUUAUGUUGAUUUGAGUUAAACAACGUACCACCAGUAAGUCUGUGCAAUUGGAGAUACUGUACGUUGGUAUUGACAACUUUAUCUUCUUACGCUGAAGAAGAUGGAAGUUGAAUGUCUAGCUUUGAGAGAUCUCAUAAGUCCAAAGAAGAGCAAAGCAGACAUGGAGGAAGUUGGAAGCAGAAAUGAUCAGAAGGAGAACAGAUGUGUCGAGCGAAGAAGAACCACCCCUCACAAGAUGGACACCACGGCCACCAUGCUGCUGUAUGGCAGUAAGCCUCCCACCCCGGAACACCUCCAGAGCACCCCUGUUAAGCCUUCUGAGCGGGGGGGCCCUCCCCAAGCGGACCCCUGGACCCCCACGGCCAACCUCAGGAUGCUCAUCAGUGCUGCCAGCCCUGACAUCCGCGACAGAGAGAUGAAGAAGGUGCUGUUUAGGCCCAUUGAGAAUGAGAGAGCAGUGGAGGAUGUCGAGGUGGAUGGCCCGUGCCAGUUUGAUGUGGUGGACGAGGAGGAGGAAGAGGGGGAAAGGAAGCCCAGCAGGAAGCAGAAGAGCCUGGGCCUGCUGUGCCAGAAGUUCCUGGCCCUGUAUCCGGACUAUCCAACCUCUGACACCAUCAGUAUCUCAUUGGAUGAGGUGUCUACCAGCCUGGGGGUGGAGCGGCGGCGGAUCUAUGACAUCGUAAACGUCCUGGAGUCUCUGAUGAUCGUGGGGCGCGUGGCUAAGAACCAGUACGUGUGGUACGGGCGGCGGCGCCUGGGGUCCACCCUGGCCGAGCUGCAGAGGAUGGGCAGGCGGCAGCGCUACCACCUGCACAUGGAGCAGGCCGGGGAGGGUGGUCACAGAGAGGGAGCCACCACACACACCCCAGAGGAGGGAGGUGAAGGAGACUCCAGCUGUGCGGCCGCCAGCACGAGGAAAGACAAGUCCCUACGCAUCAUGAGUCAGAAGUUUGUCAUGCUCUUCCUGGUGUCCAGGACCCAGACGGUCACUCUGGACGUGGCCGCCAAAAUCCUCAUUGAGGAAAGCCAGGACCCCGCCAGCCACAGCAAGUACAAAACUAAGGUGCGGCGGCUGUAUGACAUCGCCAACGUCCUGACGAGUCUGGGAUUGAUCAAGAAGGUCCACGUCCGGGAGGAGAGGGGGAGGAAGCCUGCGUUCAAGUGGAUCGGCCCGGCAGACUUCCACAGCAGACAUGAGGACUCAGAGGCUGUGGCGGCCAUCGCUCUUCCGGAGGCCAUCGCUCUUCCGGAGGCCAUCGCUCUUCCGGAGGCCAUCGCUCUUCCGGAGGCCAUCGCUCUUCCGGAGGCCAUCGCUCUUCCGGGCGGCAGGAAACAGAAGCUGGCACGCCAUGCCUCCUUCAAUGUGGUGCCCACCUCCGUGGCCAGCCAACGCCGUGUCAACUCGGCGCCCAGCAGCCCACGCAGAGAGGUCACGGGUCUGCUUCCCCAGUCAGUGGACUAUUCCAGAAGUUGUGUGAGCAACAGCGCUGUGUGCCGGCUGCAGUUUGGAACCUCUGUUACAGGUGUCUCCCACCCCAGCGGCGGACUUCAGAGCCCCGCCCACAGUGACGGCAACUCCCUGCUCUGCUCCCCGGGCCUAGCCCCCCUGGCCGUGCCCGUCCACCCAGAGGGUUCAUACGUGGGACCCCUGUCCCCCCAUCCCCACCACAUGGCCUAUCUACCCAGCCUGUCCCAGGCCUCGGUGGUCAUGCUGUACGGAGGUCCGGAGGCGCAGGAUGGGCUUGACUGCCUGACCACGGAAGUUCAAAGGUCACCGGGGUCAAGGUCCAGAGAGAACAUCCUGGAGAAGAGGAAGAAGGAUGAAGGAGUGGAGGAGAAGAGGGAGUCACCUGAGACAGAGCUAUCUGAAAAGAGAAGGAGAGUGGAGGGAAGGAGUGUGGAGGGAAACAGCUGUCAGAUGACCACCAGCCCAAGGACCAGCUCCCUAGGACACCCAGGGGGGCUAGUCAGGGAAGAGGCCCUAUUGAGAGUCCUCAGAGACGGGGAGGUGGGCAGACAGAGCCCCCACAACAACCUGGUCCGGCCUUCACACUACCUCUAUGUGCCUAACUCUGCAGGUCUCAACAGUCUCAACUUCCUCCUCUCUGCUGGUCAGACGACAGGCGGCCUGACUCUACCUGCUGGCACCCUGCCCUAUGUCCUUGUGUCCUCCUCCACCCUCUCCCCCUACCCACUCAUGGCCAACCGGGGCGAUGCCAAUCUCAAUUUCAACAUGUCCACCAUGAUGUCCCCCGCCUGCUUCGUGGUGGGAUCCGCCGGGCCCUACACAGUGGCCGGAGCCCCGGAGUUCAAUGGGGGGGCAGUGGCGCCGGCCCUCUCCAGUCCAGAGCAGCACCCGCUGUUCGGGUCGGCACCCAUACCUCCACAUUCUCCCUUGGAGACCAGGCCGUCUCUGACCUUCAUCCAGACAGAGGCACAGACACCACAGACUCCCAAGGAGGAGGCGGCAGCUGGCGGUGGCUCCAAGGCCUUCUUCCAGACGCCAGGGACCCUGGGAAUGGCCACCACAACCCCCGUGGCCCGCCGACGAGGCUCCGCCCAGAGGAGGCUGGACAUCAGCCAACCACUGACCAAUUAGAAGUCUGGGGACCUUUUAGAGUGGCAGUGGCUGUUAGCUAUAACCUGAAAGGCUGCCUAGUGGCCUGAGAGGAAUGGACAAAUGUUGCUCUCCGGCUAAACGUGCUCUGACUGCGCUAGCUUUGGCUUUAGUCCCCACGCUCUGACUCUCAGGGUAUCUUUUCUGUAUGACCGAACUGUGUUGCUUUCAUACCACUGGUGCUUCGCCUUAUGAAUGAAUGCUAGUCUAUACGAUACCUCCUUUAAGUGCCUCAUCAUGUAGGGCGAAGUUGCCCCUAGACUCUGAUUUUGGGCCAGUUUGCAGUUUCCCCACUAAUGGUUAAGAUUAGGAUUGGGGGAAGGGAAGCUGAUCCUAGGGGAAACUUCACCCUCGAGUUCCUCAUGAUUGGACUGUGGGACACCGAUAACUAUCAGAGGACACAGGGAAGCAGUGUUGUCGUCUUUUGUUUUUAGUGCCCUCCUGUGGUGGGAGUUAGGUACCACUCAUAUUUAUUUUUCUAGUCCAUCUUCCAUAGAAAGAUUGAGCUACCUUGGUAAUCGCUCCACCCAUGACUUUAUUAUAUCCCAACGUUAUUUAUAUAUUAACUAAUAUAUCUGUUGAGUAACAAUUCUGAUGAUGUUACUCUACUUUUAGCACUAAGUAUUUAAGAAUAUACUUCUGAUUGUUGAGUUUCGCUGGCUCUGGAGGGAUUCUGUAAAAACGGUAUCCGUAGGAAAAGGGAAAACAGUUGAUCAUAGGUGAAUGAUAUCUGUGGAAGCUGAAAGGUUUCCCAUGAUGACACAUUUCAGAAACUGGUGUUGGUAAUAAGUCAUGACGUCGAAGAGAUAUCGAUACGCUUCUCGGUUGCACUUCUAGCGUGUAACUGACCUGGCUCUAAGAGAGGUUUAAAAACCACUGGUUUUCACUGUGUAAAUGAGGUUUUAACUUAAACUCCACCCAAAAACGAUAUUUUGCUAUGUGUUUCAUUAGUCCAUUGUUGAUAUAGUCCAAAAUGUUUUGGGUGGAGUUUUCCUUUAAGCAGUCACAGCAACACAUUGGUGAGCUUAAGGCCUAUAAAAUGGCUGCCAGGGUUUUUCGUACAAAGACUGGCAUCUUGGCCACUCCAAAGGGUUCUGUAUUUGUACAACACUCAUGUGGUUUACAGGUUUCCAAUUGUUGGGCUUUAAGAAUGACACCAAAUGCCAGCAUCGCUCUCUGUCAAUGUGUAUGUGCUCACGCCACCACAUGCCAGCAUCGCUCUCUGGCAAUGUGUAUGUGCUCACGGCACCACAUGCCAGCAUCGCUCUCUGUCAAUGUGUAUGUGCUCACGGCACCACAUGCCAGGUGAAACUAAAUGUGAAAUGAUUUGAUGAUGUUACAAGAUACUUGAAUGACUUAGUUACCCAGCGGUGUAUACUGGAGACUGGAGUGAAAUAUCAAAGUACUGUAUUUAAUGCAUUAAAUGACGUGCAUUAGAGUUUGGCCUCUGGAAUAUUUUUUUUUGGGGGGGGGGGGUAAUUGAGGAAAAGUUACAUUACACCAAAGGGUGCUGAUCAUCUACUUGAACUGUAGAAUACAGGAGGUUGGUGGCACCUUAACUGGGGAAGACGGGCUCAUGGUAAUGACCGGAGCGGAAUCUGGAAUGGUAUCAAAUACAUCACACAUGGCUUACAUGUGUUUGAUACCAUUCCAUUUGCUCUGUUCUGGUCGUUAUGAGCCGUCCUCCAGUCAGAGGCCUCCACUGCUGUAGAUGUUGUUCAUGUACAGAAAUCUUUCUCUUUUUUUUUAAACCAGGAAUUAUUUUUGUAUAUUGUAUUCAUAUGUUUUUAAUUAUUACUUCAAAACAUUGAAAUGUUUAAUUUAAUGCCGCUUCUUAUCAUAAAAUAAUAAUUACACUGCUAGUUUCUGUAGUUAUCCGUCCGCUGCUUUGUAGGAAACCUUUUCUAACAUUACAACACGUUGUUAUUUUCACCGUGCUUACUACAGGCUGUAUGUAUGUUAUGGGACAAACAGGGUUUCUCUCUAGACAUCCACAACCUUUGUAAUAAAAAAGUGAAAAUGUC
Oncorhynchus mykiss (rainbow trout) is the source of this 5168-nucleotide messenger RNA. NCBI's taxonomy places the organism in Eukaryota, Metazoa, Chordata, Actinopteri, Salmoniformes, Salmonidae. The record is from RefSeq and is a predicted model, not a curated record.